Messenger RNA from Nanorana parkeri, 741 nucleotides. Its product is annotated as claudin-8-like. The record is from RefSeq and is a predicted model, not a curated record. Gene Ontology annotation, biological process: bicellular tight junction assembly; cell adhesion. Gene Ontology annotation, cellular component: plasma membrane; bicellular tight junction. Lineage: Eukaryota; Metazoa; Chordata; Amphibia; Anura; Dicroglossidae. Bases 19 to 741 code for a protein of 240 amino acids. Gene Ontology annotation, molecular function: structural molecule activity. The transcript has a single exon.
CCUAAGCUUAUUGCCAUCAUGGUUCACUGUAUAGUCCAGUCCAUUGCCAUGAUAUUGGGUGGCAUAGCCAUGAUUCUCACGUUUGCUGUCUGUGGGAUGCCCCAUUGGAGAGUGUCUAUUGUAGCAGAAAGCAAUAGCUAUGGCAGGAGACUUGAUGGACACUGGAUAAGCCGGUGGGAUGGGCUGUGGGUAACUUGUGUGAGGCAAAGCGGCAGUUCAAUGUCUUGUCAAUCCUAUUCUGCAUCCAAUUCACUGACUCCAGAUCUGAAGAUUUCUAAAGCGCUCAUGUCCUUUGCAGUGCUGGCAGCAAUUACUGGAUUUUUGAACGGUCUUAUUGGCAUGCUGUUUAACAAGUGCUGCAAGAAGAACACGGGCAGCCAACGCUGCUUACUUCUAUUUGCCGGUAUCAGCUACAUAAUUGCUGGCAUUUUGGUGCUAAUGCCCGUGACACUUGUAGCCGUCAAUGUCAUGAGAGCCGUUUGCUUUUCUUAUUGUAAAAUUGUCCAGCAGCAGGAAAUUGGUGAGGCAGUCAUGCUCGGUUGGCCAACUGCCCUAUUGUUCUUGAUUGGAGGAUCCAUAUUUUGCUGGUACCACCCUUGUCAGUGCAGAAAUGGGAGCUGUGUCCAUAUAUCAGAUGAAUGUCAGCUACAUCCUCACCCUUGUCCAGAGGAAAAGCCUUUAGCAAGAGAACUCCGUGUGUUUAGACUUCAUUCCAGGAAAAAUGAAGACAUAAGAAUAUAA